This is a messenger RNA of Lepisosteus oculatus (spotted gar), 1667 nucleotides long. NCBI's taxonomy places the organism in Eukaryota, Metazoa, Chordata, Actinopteri, Semionotiformes, Lepisosteidae. The record is from RefSeq and is a predicted model, not a curated record.
UAAAGCCCAGCCCUGCGGCCCGGAACCAACCUUCCGAGGCGCGGUUUCCUUCGAAGGUGGGACCUGUAUCGGUGACGGACCGGAAGCAGCGUGCCUGGAGGACUUGCAUUGGCCGGCUCUGUCCCGCUGGGCUCCGUUCUCCAAAGCCGGACUUUGACGGGAGAGAUUCCCUGCUCGUCUCCCCAGGAGAUCCCCUCUCUCUCUCUGUCUCCCCCCCAGGCCCACAGCCAUGCUGAGACGGGCGGUGACACAGUUGUUGGGGCAGUCCGUCAGGCACCAGUCCAACGACGUCUCCCUCAUCCUGGAGCGAUGUGAGUGCUGGAGAGGCUCCCUUUUCUCCCACCCACACACCAGAAAAAUCAACCCCUCCCCCCCACAAAAAAACAAAACAAAACAAAAAUCGGGACCCCAACUCUGGUCCGCUCUGGUCCGAGCUGUGCAGGGUUCCCCGACUCUGGUCCAAGCUGAGCAGGGGUCCACUCUGCAGGGGACCCCGACUCUGGUCGACUCUAAGCAGGGGUUCCUAACUCUGGUCCGUGCUGAGCGGGGGGGGCCCCCCACUCUGUUCCAAGCGGAGCAGGGGUCCCCAACUGUGUCCUGUGAUGGACUGGUGUCCCAUCCAGGGUAUACCCCAUCCUGCAGCUCCCGAGGCAGGGGAAGGGGUGUGUUGAAAUAUCCCGAACCUGCCGGUCCUCUGGUGACGACUGGCCCGCGUUCCCGAGUUCGCUCCUGCUUCGGGUCCGGGGGGGGGGCGGUUCUCUCCUGCGUCCCGCCCGGACGCAAGCUCGGGAGAGUAAUCCCUGCUCCGGUGUCCGUAGGUGACAUCAGCCAGAAGACCACCUGGCACCGGAUCUCGGUGUUCCGGCCCGGACUGCGGGAUGUGGCCUACCAGUACGUCAAGAAAGGCGCCCGGGUCCUCGUGGAGGGGAAGCUGGACUACGGCGAGUACGUGGACAAAAACAACGUCAGGCGCCAGGCCACCACCAUCAUAGCCGACAACAUCAUCUUUCUGAGCGACAGCGCGAAGGAACGGGUCUGAUCGGACGCCGACGCCGAUGCCUCCCCUCCCUCUCCCCUCGCUACGGCACGCCCUGAAUUCCGUUCAUAGCUUUUCCAAACGAUCGGCCCUCUCCUCGCUUCGACAUCCGGAAGACGUGGACGGACCCUGGACUGGACGUGGUUUGCCUGUGGGAACGGCCCAGUACGCUAAACCCUUCUCGACGACGAACCUCCUGAGUUCCAGUCUUUCCAGCCAGAGUAACCUGUUGUGGGGAAAAGGCCUUGGGUCUCUGAAAAGGACUCCAGACAGCGCACAAAAGCAGGAAAACAUACCGUUGCUUUCGAACGAAUAACCCCUCCACGCACCCCUCCCCUCCCUGCGAGCUGCCGAACUGGACCAGACCAAGUGUGUGCGGAUCGACCGAUCGGCACUGGAUUUUAUGUGAUGGUGGCGAUCUUGGAAGAUCUUUGAAGAUCAGAGAUCCCAACGCUUAUUCCCUAUAGGCGCUCCGCAGGGGAGGCGAAAGUGUAAAUGAAGGGGUUUUUUGGAAGUCGCUGGAGGGGGGAGUGUGUUAGAUGUUGGCCCGACUGGAAGGGUGUUGCUGUGCAGGUAUCGUGGGAUGAUGCUGACGCAAUAAAAUGGACGUAGUUGAUUUUGCUGUUCCACA